UACAGUUCCUCCGUUGUUAUUCCCCCGCUUCGCGUUCAAGCAGCUCUCAGAGCGAAAGUGAGACGCAGAAGUCAAACUACGACUUUUCUUGUCCGUGUGACGACUUCUGUGGUUAUUUUUCGUCGAGCGGGAGUUUGUGGUUUGUCGUUCCACGAUGGUGAAAGUGUCUUUUAACUCGGCCUUUUCACAAAAAGAUGUGAAAAAGGACGCGGAAACCCUGAUAGCCGAGGAGGACAAAGACGCCGAGGCAGCCCUGCCGCUGCGUCACCAGUCCCGGGCCUGGUGCUGGUGCAUGUGUCUGGGUGUAGGCCUCAUGCUGUCAGGGAUGGUGGUGGGCGGGGCCUACCUGUACCGCUACUACAUCUUGGAGGUCAGCGUCUCGCCGCAGAGUGAGCGUGUGCCGUCGGGGUCAACUCUGACCCUGUGCUUCCUCUUUUUGCAGGAGGGUGAGGUGUUUGUGUGCGGGGUCAACUACCUCGAGGAGGACCUCACUAUCACCGAACUGGACCAGGUGGAGGUGGCGCUUCCGAUGCCACUGAGGCAGCUGGAGGAGAGAAUCCGGGUGCUGGAAGAGGAGCAGGUGGAGCUCAUCAGUGUGCCUGUACCGGAGUUUGAGGACGGAGACCCCGCAGACAUCGUCCACGACUUCCAGCGGAGGCUGACCGCCUACCUGGACCUGAGCCUGAACAAGUGCUACGUCAUCCCACUCAACACCUCCAUCGUCAUGCCCCCGCGAGACUUCCAGGAGCUGCUGGUCAAUAUCAAGGCCGGCACUUACCUGCCACAGUCAUACCUGGUGCAGGAGGAGAUGGUGGUGACGGAGCGCCUGGAGCACGUGGAACAGCUGGGCCAAUUCAUCCACAACCUGUGUCACGGCAAGGACACCUUCAAGCUACAUCGGCGGGACAGGAUUCUGGGCAUGCAGAAGCGCCAAGUUCUCAACUGCCGCAAGAUUCGCCACUUUGAGAACAAGUUUGUGGUGGAGACUCAGAUCUGUGAGCUUUAAGGCGCCUGGUGGCUGCUCUCAGCUUCAGCGGCAGGCGACGAGAUUGUGCUUUUGGGUUGUUCCCCCCCAUCUUCACCUUUUUUCCAGCCCUUCAGAUGGCCAGAGUGAGCGAGCAAAUGUGAAGCCUACGAUAAAACCCAUUGUGGCAUUGUUUGGAAAGUUUGCUGUCAUUUCACAAACAAAAUGGCUAAAAUGCAGCAGACUAAAUUGUAAUAAGGGUCAUUUAUUUCAGUGUAAACAUAAUCAAUACAGGGUGAUGUCUUUUUUCCUUUUCUGCUGUAGCAUUAACACACUAUUCUUAAUCAACAGGACUUGUUUUUCUCUUUACUUUUUUAAACAUUUUAAAAUAAGUCAGCUGGGGAAAAAAGGUUUUUAAAUGUGCACAUGUAAUCAUGUUUUUUUUUCCAAUGUUUUUUUUUUUUUAAUUACCUCGUCUUGUACUAAUUUGUAUAGUGUGUGUGUGCGUGCGCGCGUGUGUGUGUGUGUGUGUGUGUGUAUAAUCCCUGGAGAGAUGUCCAAUAACAAAAAUACAAAAACAA
Molecule: messenger RNA, 1545 nt
Organism: Dunckerocampus dactyliophorus (ringed pipefish)
Lineage: Eukaryota; Metazoa; Chordata; Actinopteri; Syngnathiformes; Syngnathidae
Gene: itm2bb
Product: integral membrane protein 2Bb
Exons: 6
Coding region: 155-1006 (283 amino acids)
Biological process (GO): negative regulation of amyloid precursor protein biosynthetic process
Cellular component (GO): Golgi apparatus; extracellular exosome; plasma membrane
Molecular function (GO): amyloid-beta binding
Source: RefSeq, a predicted model, not a curated record